AUGCCUAUAUUUAAGUUGCGAGAAAUUCUUCGCUAUCAUAAUGUUCUCGACUGUGACACAAAGGAUGAGUUGGCCAUAAGGGUCGGCAUGGUUAUUUCGGGAACUGCUAGUCUUGCUUUCAAAAGGGAAGUUUUUGCAAUUAAAAAUUUAGUAACAGCAACUAGAUCACUGAUACAACGACAGAAGAGAAUGUACAUUCUGGAUCCAAAAAUAAUAUCCAAACAAAGAAUGUUCACCACGCCUUCAAGCCCAACGAUAAGCACCUCACGCCCUAGGGAUAGUGCCUCUGUUUUCAGCAAGAAAACAAAGGCAUUCAUUCCACUACCGCCUGAUUUAAGUAUAGAGACCCUCGACGAUAUACUAAAACCUAUUUACCAAGAGGCUUCAUUGUAUGAAGACAUUUGAUUUAUUUAAAACAAGUAUUUAUGACUAAGUAUUUAUAUUCCAUUUACAGGUUGGUACAGAGCGAAGGUACUAGAAUAUGACAGGGCAACAGAUGUUGUUAAACUGGAGUUCGAUGUUGAAGAAGAUGUAAAUUACAAUUAUGUUGUUAAGGACGAAGUGAAAGCCAGCAGAUUAAAACUUGCAAAAGACACUCAACGGAUGGUCGAUGAUUAUGAAAAUAUCUUUCAAAUCAGAGCAGUUGUUGAAGUUAGCUGGUCAAAGGAUGACGUUGUCGAAACCGAUUUAUUACCUGGUAUGUUAAAUAUGAUUAAAGUUUAAACUUUAACACUUAACUCAUAACCGACAAUGCAUAGUCAUGCUUCCAUGUUCUUGUUGAGAUGUGGUGGGUAUACGUAUCAACAUUGUUGAGAUUAUUUGGAGCAGAAUAUAAGUAGUGGAGUUAUUUAAAGAACUCACACUGAAACCAUAAGAUGCAGCACGAAAUGAAUGGAUACAGAAUUAAAAAAAAUUAAAUAGGGACAUAUAUAUGACUGUGUCUUUGUACAGAAAAAACGUCAGUGUGCAAGUGCACCCAAAUUUAAGUUCAAUUGAUAAACUGCUCGUUAAGUGAUGGCAUAAAUUAUAUAGAGGGAAAAUAUCAUAACAAUUAACAUUUUCUUGUUUAGGUUGGCACGAGGCAGAAGUACAAUCGUUUGAUAGAGAUGAAGAUGAAAAUGAUAUU
This is a messenger RNA of Paramuricea clavata, 1126 nucleotides long. Lineage: Eukaryota; Metazoa; Cnidaria; Anthozoa; Malacalcyonacea; Plexauridae. The record is from the annotation of a GenBank genome assembly.